UGCAGCGAGCCGGCGCCCCCUGCCCUUCGCCGCGGCCUUGGGCGGGCACCCCCGCCGCCCUCGCUCCGCUGCUCCCGGCUCUCUUCCCCGCUCUCCUUCCGCAAGUCCCGGAGCUCCGCCACCACCCGGAGCGGGCGCGGCAGGCGCGAUGCGGCAGCUGUGCCGGGGCCGCGUGCUAGGCAUCUCGGUGGCUAUCGCGCAUGGGGUCUUCUCCGGCUCCCUCAACAUCCUGCUCAAGUUCCUCAUCAGCCGCUACCAGUUCUCCUUCCUGACCCUGGUGCAGUGCCUGACCAGCUCCACGGCGGCGCUGAGCCUCGAGCUGCUGCGGCGCCUGGGGCUCAUCGCCGUGCCCCCCUUCGGCCUGAGCCUGGCGCGCUCCUUCGCGGGGGUCGCAGUGCUCUCCACGCUGCAGUCCAGCCUCACGCUCUGGUCCCUGCGCGGCCUCAGCCUGCCCAUGUACGUGGUCUUCAAGCGCUGCCUGCCCCUGGUCACCAUGCUCAUCGGUGUUCUGGUGCUCAAGAACGGCGCGCCCUCGCCCGGGGUGCUCGCGGCCGUGCUCAUCACCACCUGCGGCGCCGCCCUGGCAGGAGCCGGCGACCUGACCGGCGACCCCAUCGGGUACGUAACGGGCGUGCUGGCAGUGCUGGUGCACGCCGCCUACCUGGUGCUCAUCCAGAAGGCCAGCGCCGACACGGAGCACGGGCCGCUUACCGCGCAGUACGUCAUCGCCGUAUCUGCCACCCCGCUGCUGGUCGUCUGCUCCUUCGCCAGCACCGACUCUAUCCACGCCUGGACCUUCCCUGGCUGGAAGGACCCGGCCAUGGUCUGCAUCUUCGUGGCCUGCAUCUUGAUCGGCUGCGCCAUGAACUUCACCACGCUGCACUGCACCUACAUCAACUCGGCGGUGACCACCAGCUUCGUGGGCGUGGUGAAGAGCAUCGCCACCAUCACGGUGGGCAUGGUGGCCUUCAGCGACGUGGAGCCCACCUCUCUGUUCAUUGCCGGUGUGGUGGUGAACACCCUGGGCUCCGUCAUUUACUGUGUGGCCAAAUUCUUGGAGACCAGAAAGCAAAGCAACUACGAGGACCUGGAGACCCAGGCCCGGGAAGAGGAGGCACAGCAGAGUGGAGGUCCGCUGCCAUUCGUCAUGGAGGAGCUGCCCGCGGAGGAUGGAGAUGGCGGGUCAGAAGGUGGCAAGGCAGCAGGUGGCUCCACGCGGAAGAGUGGGCCGGAGGCAAGGGGCAGCCCCAGAGGAGGCCGGCUGGGGGCUAGGAGUUCACAGAACACAGACGCCCCCGAGGAAGUGAGCAAGAGGUCUUUGAAGGAUGCUUACCUCGAAGUGUGGAGGUUAGUUAGGGGAACCAAGUAUAUGAAGAAAGAUUAUUUGAUAGAAAAUGAGGAGUUACCCAGUCCUUGAAAAGGAAAUGCAUGUAUGUAUAUGUGUACAUACACUUAUUUUGUAUGUUAGAGAUACCAUAUUUUAAUGAGGGGCCGCACAAUUUUAUUCUUUGAGGAGCGGGGAAGGGAAGCAGAGCAGGAAGCUGAAACGGACUGACAGCAACAGCAUGAGCACCCGUGUGAAUUAUUUAGCGUGAGUUUACCUGAGGUAUCACAGGGACAACGAUCGUGAAGGUGCUUAAGGAAGGAAAGCAGCAGUUUUGGCUGCAGACUCCUGGCACAUGAAUUUUUAUGUCUUUAUAACCAUAACCAAACAUCUGCAUGUCCUUAGAAUUCCUCAGCCCACCCCCUCCAAAGACAGAGCAUAGACAGGAUGACCGCACUAUUAAUAAGCUCAAAGGGGACAUACCCAGAUCCAUCAGUGAUAGCUAGGGCUACAGUUUUUAUGGCUGUGCAAGAGUAUAUUACUGAAAUAAUAUAUAUACAUAUAUAUGUAUAUAUAGCCGUAUUUAUACAUAUAUAUACACACAUAUACAUAUACAUAUAUAUAUAUAUAUAUACUGGAUUGAUGUUUACCGUUUAUAGUCAUCUGAAAUAUGUUUACUCUCAUUUUUCUUCACUUUUAAAAGAAUAAGUACUCUAUUAUUCUAUUCUAUAUUGGUAGAAAAUGUUAAAGCUAUUUUGAAUAUAUGAGUUCUUAGCUUUAAGCCUGAAGUUUAAGUUGGCUUUUAAUAAUUAUAAAACUAUUUGAAAGGUUGUUUGGGUUCAUUGCUUCCUAAUAUUUAUUAUUGAAUGCCAUAACCUUUUGAAAAGCCAGUUUUACUGUGUCCAAUAUUCUUUUAAGCAAAUGCAAAGGCUGAACAAUAAUUCGGUAUUAACUGAAGCCCAGACAGAAGUGAGACCAUCCUGUUAAGCGAGCUCUUUCAAGUCACACUGCACAUCCAAACCCUGUUACAAAAACAGCAACUGCUAUAUUCACUUUAUGAUAUUUUUCUAUCUUUCACUUGUCAAAAUAAAGUAUGAGUCUAUCAGCUAAAAGAUAAAGUGUUAAAAUUUGUUGUAGACACAUUUAUGUUCUAUUGUUGCUGGGUAGGUUGCGUUAGUCUUCAAUGUGUGAUGUCCC
Messenger RNA from Ailuropoda melanoleuca (giant panda), 2521 nucleotides. RefSeq names its product solute carrier family 35 member D3 (gene SLC35D3). The transcript is spliced from 2 exons. The record is from RefSeq and is a predicted model, not a curated record. Bases 149 to 1417 code for a protein of 422 amino acids. NCBI's taxonomy places the organism in Eukaryota, Metazoa, Chordata, Mammalia, Carnivora, Ursidae.